UGCUUCUUGUCCUGCUUUCAGGUGCCUUGGAAAAUAGCUUGACUCCCUCUUCUUUGUGGCAGCUAUAUAUUUUUGCUGGUUUAGUGCAAUUUAAUAAUACAGUGUGCCUUCAACAAAGCGCAUAACAGCUAACCAGUCAAAAACAAUUAUAACAUUAGAAUGCCAAGGAAAGGAAAUACAAAUUUGACACCAGAAAAUUACAGAAACAUCACAAUUUAUAAUUUAUCAAUUUAAAUAAUAAAAUAGCUAAGCCUGCUAAACAUGCAGUCCCGUACCAUUCUUUAAAUGAGAAAGCUCUUUUUCCUUUUUUGUCGGCCACUAGUGUUAAAAUCUCACAUCCAAAAUGUUUUUGUUCAUCACAAAAGUAAUUGAUUAGUGUAAUAUCCUUGUUGUGAUUAUAGCAUGGGCACAUACUAUAGAGAGAUAACUGUCGACCAUUGAUCGAGAACCUUGGCCUAACUCAUUUGGUGAGAAAGUACAAAAUGGUUGAAAUAAGCGGAUAUAAUUGAUUGGUGCACAAAACUCACUAGCAAGCGAAAAAAGAACAAGAGCCAGUAACAUCGCACUUUUGCAGUGCCACUACUGUAUUUCAUAGUACAGAUCUUUCCUUCCUUCCUUCCUUCCUUCCUUCCUGCUAAUGAACUCCUCCUCCUAAAGAUAUUUCCUUAUGUAACAAAUAGACAAAAGGUAUGGUUAUACACUACACCCAUUAAUAGUGUACAUAUAUAUACUCACUAUAUAUGUGUGUGUAUGUGUGUGUUUGUGUUAUGUAAGGGGACAAUUAUGAGAAGUUUUACAUCAAAAUAUAUUUUACUCUUUAUACUGUUUCCAUCUUCCCCUUAAAAUAUUAACAGAGUCCACAAUAGUUUGAUAAUCAGUUUCUCCACUAGAUAAUUGAUAGUCAAGCUUAAACUAAAUUAAUCAAGUAAAAUAGCAAACGGUGAAAUCUCUUUCUUAAACUUCCUCAAACUUCCAAAUAAGUUACUAAGAUCUAAUCCACAUAUUAAAGAAUAGCACAGUUAAUUAAAUUAGGUCUCCCAGAAGAAAUGCAUGUUCACAAUACACAUACACACUUCUCAAGUGUCACCCUAGAAUCAUCAGGAGACACUCCGGAGAAGCUCUCCUUAUAAAAAUCUCCUGAACCUCAAUUCUCUGCAGUCUGCUCCUAAAAGCAAACUGUUUUGCUUUUAGGAAUAAAUAUUUCUUCUUUCCUCACAUCUGUCUGGAGCCCAUUUUUAUUUAUUCUUGCACAGCCCCAGCUUGAGUUGGAACCCCAAAUUAUUCUUCUGACCCUUCCUUCCUUCCCUUUCAAUCUGGGGAAGAAAAUAAUGCCAAACCACUUCCAAAAAUCUUGCCAAGAAACCCACUGGAAGUUUGAAUGUUUGCAUGCAUACAACUCAACACGGGUGCCCAAAUGCAUGCCUGCUUAACAGCCCCCUUCCCCAUAAGUUCCAAGAUACUAAAAUGGUUAAUGUUAAUUGUGGAAGUUCAUACUACUAUGAUUACUGUUAUUUAGGUAGCAUUCUUUUGAAUUGUUUCUAUUUCAUAAUAUUCCAUUUCUCUUGUUGAAGCAAUAACUUGCAAUUGACCCGUCUCUUUAUCUACCAAGUCCCCAAGAUAAACUCUCAUCUUGAGCUUCCUUUGAUCGCAGCAUGCAAAAAUCUAAGGGGCAGGCCAGCUGAAUAGAGCAUAUGUUGUGAACAGAAAAGCCUACGAUUAUUAAGUGAAUGUGUGUGUGGGGGGGGGAAUCCGAAUUAAAUGUCGUGAGUAAAGAAAAGUGUUAGGCUGCUAUUUUCGUUGGGUAUCUACCUCAUGCCCCGAAAGUUCAGGGUGGGCCCGGCCACCUCGACAACGCCCUGCUCUUUCGCCUCCGAGCUAGCCAAGACUUAGCAAAGCUCCCGCGGGCUCUCGGCGAUCCCUUAGGCGGCCCCGACACCCUCACACCCAAAGGUGGGGCGCAGAUAAUUCUCUGAGGCCAAAGAAAAGCGCAACCUGAGGGGGAGCCAGUCCGGUUGCGCCUUUUCUUCUGGGGGUUUCGCGGCGUGAGGGGGCGCGGAAGGCGGUGCCUGAGGCGAGGCUGAGCGGGGCGGGAUUCUUCCCACCCGCCUCAUUUCGCGGCUGCCGCUGCUUGCGGCGCUUGGGCUUCUUUUUUGGGCGAAGCGAGCGGGGAGGAAGCGCUUGCAAGCGUGCCGCCCAGUCUCCGGAGCUGAAGCAUCGGGGAAGAGGGAAAGCCGCCGCGCCUUCCCGCGACCCCUGCCUUCCAUCCGCAGCGCCAAAGAGAAACUCCGAGGUGGGUGUCGGGACUCCCCAGCAAAUGCAAGCCAGCUCUCAAGGGCGAAGGAAGGCAAGGGAUCACUAGAAGACUAGAGUUAAUACUCUCAUUUCUUCAACUGCUCUGGCCCGUUCAUGAAUGUAACAAAUGUAUCAGGAAAUGGCAUUGCUGCCUGGGAAUGCAGACCCCGAAUUUACUGCAUACUCUUAUAACAACUUGGAGACACUUUGUGAUGUGCAGACAAAGAAAGGCGUCUUCUACAAAAAAGCAAAACUUCUCAGUCCUGGGGAAGACUUGUAUUGCUUUGCCUGUAGGGAGGACCAAACCAGGAAUGUGAUAAUCAAUGUAGGUGGCAUAAAAUACAAAAUUCCAUGGACCACAUUAGAGAAUUGUCCCUUGACCAGGCUUGGAAAGUUAAAAUCAUGCAACAACUAUGACGAAAUAAUGGAUAUAUGUGAUGAUUAUGAUGUCAACUGCAAUGAAUUCUUUUUUGACCGCAAUCCUUGUGCCUUCAGGACCAUCAUGACUUUUUUGACCGCUGGGAAGCUAAGGCUCCUCAGGGAAAUGUGCGCGCUCUCUUUCCAAGAUGAACUGGUUUACUGGGGGAUAGAAGAGGAACAUCUGGAAUGGUGCUGUAGAAGAAGAAUACGACAGAAAGAAGAAGAAAUGGCAGAGGCUACCUUAUUUGAAGACGAAGUAGAAGCUAACGAAGCACCCCAAUGUGCCUUCAAGGACAGCGGCCGUUUGCCUUUGUGCAUGAGAAAGCUCAGGGACAUGGUGGAAAAUCCUCAUUCAGGGAUCCCAGGAAAAAUCUUUGCUUAUAUAUCGGUUUCUUUUGUUGUCAUCACUGCAGUUACCCUCUGCAUUAGCACCAUGCCAGAUCUCAGAGAAGAAGAAGAUCGGGGGGAAUGUUCCCAAAAGUGCCAUGACAUCUUUGUGCUAGAAACGGUCUGUGUGGCUUGGUUUUCUUUCGAGUUCCUCUUGCGCUCCAUCCAGGCGGAGAGCAAGUGUGCCUUUCUGAAGACGCCGCUCAACAUUAUAGACAUUUUGGCCAUCUUGCCCUUCUACAUCUCUUUGAUUGUAGACAUGGCUUCUCCCAAAACCAGCGACAAGCCUGGGGGAGGGGGAGUUGGAAACAAGUACCUGGAGAGAGUGGGACUGGUGCUGCGGACUCUGCGAGCCCUUCGCAUCCUCUACGUCAUGCGCCUGGCAAGGCACUCCCUGGGGCUGCAGACACUAGGACUCACUGUGCGCCGCUGCACCCGGGAAUUUGGACUGCUUCUCCUCUUUCUUUGCGUCGCUAUGGCACUCUUUUCGCCCCUUGUCUACUUGGCGGAAAACGAAAUGGGCGCCAAGCAUGAAUUCACCAGUGUUCCAAGCAGUUAUUGGUGGGCUGUGAUAUCCAUGACAACCGUCGGCUAUGGUGACAUGGUGCCUCGCAGCAUUCCAGGGCAGGUUGUGGCCCUAAGCAGUAUCUUGAGUGGCAUCCUGCUGAUGGCUUUUCCUGUCACUUCCAUUUUCCACACCUUCUCGCGCUCAUACAUCGAGCUUAAGGAAGAACAGCAGCGUGCUGCUAAUAGGCAAUUUCACGAACUGGAAGAAAGCAACCACUUUCCAGAAGACAGCAGCUCUCAAGAAGAAGAGUCCUCCUCUUUGCGGGGCAAUAACGGAGCAGCGAUUCCCGUUGAAAUGGAACAAGGGACUAAGUAUUGCUGACGCGAAGGAAAUUAGAAUCUUGGAGAAUAGAAGGAGAAAAAUGGAUGGAGGGGUAUUUAUGUCUUAAAGCAGGAGUCUCCAAACUUGGCAACUUUAAGACUUGUGGACUUCAACUCCCAGAAUUCCCCAGCCAGCAUGGAAGUUGAAGUGCACAAGUCUUAAAGUUGUCAAGUUUGGAGACCCCUAUCUUAAAGUAAACAAACUACUUAGAUCUCUUUUUACAAUCAGAAAGACUGUCUUUUGAGCAACAGCUUACAUGAUCAUAGUGCUGAGAAUUGGUUGGCUUUAAUGUAACAUCCUUUAGAAUUUCAGAGACUCUCCAGCAAUAACGAUGCUGCUAAUUGCGCUUUCAAAGGCAAUUUUCAAACUUGUUUCUGUUGUGUGUAUGUGGGAAGAAAUAACACAGCUAAUGUAUUAUUAAAAGUAUCCAAAGUCAGGUAGUUCUUGUUCCAUUCAUUCGCUAUAGAAGCUGACAGAUUGCCCAGCAAUAGUUUCUCCCUAGCUGUAUCUCUAGUGGAUUCAGGUUGCGGUGUACAUUAUGAAGUAUGCAUAGAGGUUAAAAGGGAAAAUUUGCUAUAUGGGUAGGAAGACAUUUUGAAAUUAAUUGCGAAGCCAAUCUCUGCGUUGCCCAUUAUUUAUUUUUUCCUUCAAUAAAAAGGCCUGCUUUAGUUCUUUAUGCAUUAUUGCUAUUGGCAACAGGAAGUUUUGCACCUUAGCUUAAAUCAGGUGGGCAACUAUGGCCCCUUUACAACCUGUGGACUUCAAAUCCUAGAAUUCCUCAGUCAGCAGGUCAUAAAGGGGCCAUAGUUGUCCACCCCUGGCUUAGAUGGUGUUUCCUUUGUUCAGAUUUAAAUGUGUGUUGCUUUAAAAUGAUUCUAGUUGAAUUUUUUUCCGUAUGCCUGAUCCAUUGGUACUAAAGCCAUGAUAUUUUUAAAAUGGACGAAGACACUUCUGAGGCAUUUAUAGCUGGCUGGCUCCAGUCCUCUUUAAACUAAACAGCAAAAUUGGGCUUUCAUUUUAUUCCAAUAAUUAUCACCUGCAGUGUUAGGUUAAAAAAAAUGGGAAGCUUUUGCUCUUUUCUCAAUAAUAAUAAUAAUAAUAAUAAUAAUAAUAAUAAUGAAAUUAAUGCUAUCAAUAAUAAAAAGAAUUGUAUUGGCCUGGAGUUGAACAUAGGAUAAACCACAGAACAUCCAGUUAAUGUUAGCCCUGGCCGUUGCAAAGAUGCACAAUAAAGGAGGAAGCACAACACAUUUGCACUUCUUAAUUUCUUCUGUUUGCAACAAAAGUUUUGUUCCAUGGGGCAUGUGGGAUUUACAAAAUGUGAGAUAAAAGCUUUUGGUUUGGAUGGAUUUUGACCCUGCAAAUCUUUUCCUCAUAGUUAAAAAUGUCAGAAACAACCGCACAAGGGUCACAAUGAAGCGGUAUGUUUGAAGUAUAUUUUCCUACCGGAAGGCAGGAGCCUUUUACAGUAAUUAGUAAUUGUGAUGACUUCCAAGUCCCGGAUCUAAGCAAAAAUUAAGAGCCUUACCGCUUUUGAAAAUAGAGGGUCUUAGUGCCGAAGGUACUAAUAAGUAAGGCUGAAGUCCACUUACUCUUUCAUUUGUAUUGAUUCUUGGUCCGCAAGAUUGUGAUGACGCUGGGAGUUUAUGCAGUCUUGUUUUGUAUGGCUGAGCUAUA
Crotalus tigris (Tiger rattlesnake) is the source of this 5665-nucleotide messenger RNA. RefSeq names its product potassium voltage-gated channel modifier subfamily G member 2 (gene KCNG2). The transcript is spliced from 3 exons. Gene Ontology annotation, molecular function: voltage-gated potassium channel activity; protein binding. NCBI's taxonomy places the organism in Eukaryota, Metazoa, Chordata, Lepidosauria, Squamata, Viperidae. Gene Ontology annotation, cellular component: voltage-gated potassium channel complex; membrane. The record is from RefSeq and is a predicted model, not a curated record. Gene Ontology annotation, biological process: potassium ion transmembrane transport; protein homooligomerization. The coding region runs from base 2420 to 3988 and encodes 522 amino acids.